This is a messenger RNA of Camellia sinensis, 684 nucleotides long. NCBI's taxonomy places the organism in Eukaryota, Viridiplantae, Streptophyta, Magnoliopsida, Ericales, Theaceae. The record is from RefSeq and is a predicted model, not a curated record.
AUGUCGGGGCCAUCAGUUGUGAGAGGUACAUUCCUUAUUUUCAAUACAUGGGCUAGCGUGUUGAUUGACACUGAGGCAUCACAUUCAUUUAUUGCCGCAUCAUUUGCAUCAUUGUUAGGGUUGGAGGGUAAGCAACUACAACCUUCACUCAUAGUAGAGCCACCGGUUCGAGGUAAGGUCACUCUAACCCAGGGGAGUGUAAUUGAGAUGGCGAGGCGACAGCUUCCAUUUAAUUUUGUCUUGUUGGAAAUGUCAGGUUUUGAUGUUAUCCUCAGUAUGGAUUGGUUGUUUACUUACCGGGCGACCAUAGAUUGUUAUCGAGAGAGGGUUACGGUGUGCACUGCAAGCGGUGACUAUUUCAUGUUCAGGGGGGACAGGUAUGGUAGAUCCUUACCCUCCUCAUCCUAUCCACGAGGCUGGGGGCAAUUUAAUUAUCGUUUAGCAACUAUUUUGGAUGACGGAAGUGAAGUAGUCCGGGGGGAAUUUCCAAAAGUAGUACAUGAAUAUCUUGAUGUUUUUCCUGAUGAUCAUGUAGAAUUACCUCCUCAUAGGGAAGUAGAGCUUACUAUAGACUUACUUCCGAGUACAACACCUAUCUCCUUAUCACCAUAUAGAUUUGCCCCAGUUGAAUUGGUGGUUCUGAAGGAACAGUUGCAAGAGUUACUUACACUACUAGAAAAUUGA